AUGUCUCAAUCAUUGCGACCUUACCUUCAAUGCGUACGAUCCUCCUUGACAGCAGCUCUAUGUCUCUCGAACUUCGCAUCCCAGACCUCCGAAAGGCAUAAUGUUCCCGAAAUUGAAGCUAAGACUUCACCGGAAGUUCUGUUAAAUUCAUUGACAGUCGCACGUAAUGAAAAUGAACGAGUUCUCAUUGAACCCAGUAUCAACAGUGUCCGAAUCAGUAUCAACAUCAAACAAGCGGACGAAAUUGAGCACAUUCUCGUACACAAAUUCACAAGGUUCUUGACUCAAAGAGCAGAAGCAUUCUUCAUUCUUAGGAGGAAACCCGUUAAGGGCUACGAUAUCUCGUUUUUGAUUACGAACUUCCACACAGAGGAGAUGUUAAAGCAUAAGCUGGUGGACUUCAUCAUAGAAUUUAUGGAGGAGGUCGAUAAGGAAAUCUCGGAAAUGAAGCUAUUUUUGAAUGCUCGUGCAAGAUUCGUUGCAGAAUCGUUCUUAACACCAUUCGAUUAA
Molecule: messenger RNA, 510 nt
Organism: Botrytis deweyae
Lineage: Eukaryota; Fungi; Ascomycota; Leotiomycetes; Helotiales; Sclerotiniaceae
Exons: 5
Coding region: 1-510 (169 amino acids)
Biological process (GO): Arp2/3 complex-mediated actin nucleation; actin filament polymerization
Cellular component (GO): Arp2/3 protein complex; actin cytoskeleton
Molecular function (GO): actin filament binding
Source: RefSeq, a predicted model, not a curated record